UCUCUUCCCUCCACCACUGUUUCCCGCCAAGCCCCCACUCCCCAUUCGCCACUCUCUAAACAAAUCCACACCCUCUGCAGCGAAGGAAACCUUCCCGAUGCUCUCCUUCUCCUCACGAAACUCGCCUAAAAACUUCGACUUGGCGCCCCAUGCCGAGGCCAUCAGCACCCUCCUCCAAGCCUGCAGUUCCAAUGGCGAGCUCGACGUCGGCCAACGGGUCCAUGAGCUCAUCUCCUCGUCGAAAGAACUCAUGUCGAACGCCGUCGUUACCACUCGCCUCCUAACCAUGUACUCCAUGUGUGGCUCCCCGUCCGAUUCCCGCCAUGUCUUCGAAGGCUUGGAACAGAGAAACCUCUUCCAGUGGAACGCCAUGAUCAGCGGCUACGCUCGGAACGAGCUCUGGGAUGAGGCUAUCGACCUUUUCCACCGACUGAUGUCGACCACCGACAUCAAGCCGGAUAAUUUCACCCUCCCCUGUGUUUUGAAGUCCUGCGGGGCGCUUCUGGAUGUGGAGAGGGGAAGGACUGUUCAUGGAAUUACCCUGAAGUUGGGAUUGGGUGCUGACACUUUCAUUAGCAACUCAUUGAUAUCCAUGUAUGGGAAGUGUGGCUUUAUCGAUGACGCAGCUCAGGUGUUCGAAACGAUGCCUGCCAGAAAUUUGGUCUCCUGGAACACGAUGUUAUGUGGGCUUUCUGAUAAUGGAUUGCCGGAGGAGGGCUUUGAUUUGUUUAGAGAGAUGAUGUCGGUUGGUGAAGAAAGUAUGAGACCGGAUGAAGCGACGGUGGUGACGGUGCUGCCCAUGUCCGCAGGGAAAGGAUGGCUCGAGAUUGGGAGAGCAGUGCAUGGUUUGUCGGUAAAAUCAGAAUUGGUUCCUGAGCUGAGGGUAAGCAAUGCCUUGAUCGAUAUGUAUGCAAAAUGCUGUUGCUUAUUGGAGGCACGGCGCCUCUUCAGUAGGAUGCUCGGAAGAAAUGUGGUGUCUUGGAAUGCGAUGAUUGGUGGGUGUGCAAGGAAUGGUGAUGUUGAUGGAACCUUCGAUCUUCUGCGAGAAAUGUCGAUGGAGGAUGGCGUAAAGGCUAAUGAGGUUAGUGUUUUGAGUGCCUUGCCAGCUUGUUUGGGGCCGGCCGAGCUACCGAAUGUGAAAGAACUUCAUGGCUAUGUGAUCAGAAAUAAGUUGCAGACCAAUGAUUUAGUGUCAAAUGCUCUUAUUGCAGCUUAUUCGAAGUGUGGAUCGCUGGAGUCUGCAGGACAUGUUUUCGAUGGCAUGGAGAUGAAGACGGUCAGCUCGUGGAAUGCUUUGAUUGGUGGCUAUGCGCAGAAUGGAGACCCAAGCAAGGCAGUAGAUUUAUUCCUUCAGAUGACAUCUCUGGGCAUAGAACCUGAUUGGUUUAGCAUUGGUAGCUUGCUUUUAGCUUGUGCCCAUUUAAAAGAUCUCCUUAAUGGCAGGUCCAUUCACGGCUUUGUCCUGAGAAAUGGAUUGGAAAAGGAUUCAUUCAUUAAGAUUUCACUUCUCUCGCUUUACAUCCAAUGUGGGGAGACAUCAGCUUCGAGAGCAUUGUUUGAUGCAAUGGAGGAAAAGGAUUCAGUGUCUUGGAAUGCGAUGAUUGCCGGUUACUCGCAGAAUGGGCUGCCAGAUGAUUCGCUCAAACUAUUCCGUCGGUUGCUGCGAGAUCGAUACGAACCUUCCAUGAUUGCAAUGACAAGUGCCUUCAUGGCUUGUGCCGAGCUAUCGGCCUUGCGGUUAGGAAGAGAAGCACAUGGUUUUGCUUUGAAAGCCAACUUCUGCGAGGACGCAUUUGUGGGCAGCUCGAUCAUAGACAUGUAUGCUAAAUGUGGUUCUAUGGAGCAGGCCUGCAGUUUCUUUAACAAUUUGAAGAACAAGGAUGGCGUUUCAUGGACGGUGAUGAUCACUGGGUAUGGCAUUAAUGGGUUUGGUCGCGAAGCCAUUAAUCUGUUCGAUGAGAUGCUAAGAGAGGGGCUGAACCCCGAUGCUUUCACUUACGUCGGCAUCUUAUUGGCAUGUAGCCAUGCUGGAUUGGUGGAGGAGGGUUUGCGGUAUUUUGAGGAGAUGAAGGAUAAGCACGGUGUGGAGCCAAAACUAGAGCAUUACGCCUGCGUCACGGACAUGCUUGGUCGGGCUGGGCGAUUGGCUGAAGCAGCGAGGCUCGUCGAAGAGAUGCCGGUAGAGCCCGACGGCAGAAUAUGGGGUGCGCUGCUUGGUGCCUGCAGAAUCCAUGGAAAUGUAAGCUUGGGUGGGAAAGUUGCUGACAAGCUUUUAGAAUUGGAGCCGGACAGAGCUGAACACUAUGUCCUCGCUUCAAAUCUAUAUGCAAGCAUGGGGAGGUGGGAUGAUGCAAGGAGGAUGAGGAAGAGGAUGAAGGAGUUUGGCCUGCACAAGGAUCCUGGUUGUAGCUGGAUAGAUGUCGGUGGCCAGGUCUAUAACUUUGUGGCAGGGGACAACAGGCUUCCAGAAUCUGAAGAGAUUCGCAUGAUGUGGAACUCUUUAGAGGAGAAGAUACGUGGAACUGGAUACGUUCCUGAUACAGCUUCGGUGCUGCAUGAGCUGGAAGAGGACGAGAAAUUGGAAAUUUUGAGGGGCCAUAGCGAGAAGCAGGCAAUAGCUUUUGGGCUGCUGAAAACGAGUGGGAGCACAAAAUUGAGGGUCUGCAAGAACAUAAGGAUGUGCAGGGAUUGCCACAAAGCCGCCAAGCUGGUAUCGAGGGUGGUAGGGAGGGAGAUCGUGGUGAGAGACAACAAGCGGUUCCACCAUUUUAGAGAUGGCUUCUGUUCUUGUGGUGAUUUUUGGUAAUUCCAGUCCAACUUACCAUCUCUUCCUCCUUGGUUAUUUCUAGAAAUCCACGUACACUAGACAUGGCUUGCACUUACUUGCCCAGUAAGUGCAGCAAUUGGUUAUGGGAAGCGGAUGCCAUCUCAUCCGCUCCAUUUCAGUGUAUACCAGUAGUUGUAGGGCACGGCCGGGGGCGGCGAUGGAGUGCUGGACCCUCGUUGUAUUCAAGAAGAUGGCUUGUUGUAUUCAAGAAGAUCUGCUAAGAGAUCAUAUCAAUAUAAAACAAGAACAUGCAACAGAACAUUUGAAUUCAACUCUUCAUUUCC
Messenger RNA from Elaeis guineensis (African oil palm), 3111 nucleotides. RefSeq names its product pentatricopeptide repeat-containing protein At1g18485. The record is from RefSeq and is a predicted model, not a curated record. Gene Ontology annotation, biological process: RNA modification. Gene Ontology annotation, molecular function: RNA binding; zinc ion binding; protein binding. Lineage: Eukaryota; Viridiplantae; Streptophyta; Magnoliopsida; Arecales; Arecaceae.